UGUACCGGUUCUUUGUUCGCAGAGAUGGAUAUUGGCGUACAUUGGGUUCCUUGGCUUUGGCGUUGUCUAUUCUUUACGAGUAAACAUAAGUGUCGCUGUCGUCUGCAUGGUGAAGCCGACAAAUUUAGUGGAUGUUGACCUAAAUAUUACUAAUUUUACGACUGCCAUACCUACAGAUGUUGCAUGCAUUGAGGAAACGAAGGCAGCUUCGCACUCUAGUGAUAGAGCAGAGCUUGAAUGGAGUACAGAAACCAAAUCGUCUAUUCUGGCUUCGUUUUUCUACGGAUAUAUAGUGACACAGGUUCCCGGCGGAUGGCUUGCAGAUAGGUAUGGUGGAAAAAGGGUAUUAUUUGUGACGAUAUUGUUGUCGUCGGUGUUGACGGUACUGAUGCCAGUAUGUGCUCGAACAAGCGUCUACCUGGUGUACACUGUCAGAGUGUUGCUUGGCCUUCUUACGUCAACUAAUUUCCCAGCAAUGCACGCUAUGUGGGGUAGAUGGGCACCGAAGUUGGAGAGAAGCAAACUAACUAUGUUGUGCUAUGCAGGUACAACACUCGGCAAUGUUUUGACGUUUAGUACAUCCGGUUUACUGUGUGCAUACGGUUUUGAUAACGGCUGGGGAUCGAUUUUCUACGUAACAGGCGGCCUGGGCAUUUUGUGGUCCUUGGCUUGGCUAUAUUUAGCAGCAGACACUCCGGCGUCUCAUCCAAGAAUUGAAAAGGAAGAACUUAAAUAUAUAACAAGAAACGUGGAAUAUGAUACUGAAAAACGGUCUACUUCGGUUCCAUGGUUAUCUAUGGCCAAGUCCCCGUGUCUUUGGGCGUGUCUCACAGCGCACGUGUGCAAUAACUGGACAAACUAUACACUCCUAACCAAUAUUCCAACAUUUAUGAAAGAGGUUCUCAAAUUCGAUAUAAAAGCGAAUGGAGCGUUAUCCGCUGUUCCAUACAUUUGCAUGUUUUUCUCUGCCAUAUUUGCCGGACAGUUUGCAGAUUUUCUUCGGUCACGUAAGAUCCUGUCGACUACAUUAACACGGAAAUCUUUCCAAGCAUUUGGAUUUGCCGGCGCCGGCGGUUGCUUGAUUGGGACUGGAUUCUGUAACUGUGAACACCGUGCCCUAGCUGUAGCUUUACUAUCCCUUGCUGUAAUGUUCACAGGGGUCAGUAGAGCUGGGUACGGAGUUAAUCAUGUAGAUUUUGCUCCAAAGUAUGCAGGUGUUUUGUAUGGAAUUACAAACACCAUGGCAACCAUACCGGGCAUGACAGCGCCUUUAUUAGCUGGAUAUCUCACACCUAAUAAUACUCCCGAAGAAUGGAGAAAUGUGUUUUACGUUUGUGCUGGAUUUGAUGCUUUUGGUAUUCUUAUAUUUUGUUUGUUCGGGUCUGGGGAGUUACAGGACUGGGCGAAAGAUCAAGACUUUGAAGUGGAGAUUCCGGUGAAAUCGCCCAAGGGCAACGAGACGAGAAAAGCCGAAUUGGAAAAUGAUAAUAAUGUGAAAAUAAGUUUAAACAUUGGAGAAAUUAACUAUGGAUUUGAAGAACAGAAAUUGUAAAUUCAUAUUUUGUUUUAAGACAUAUCAUAUAUGCCUUAAAAAGUAGAAAAGGCCGAUUACGGUUUUAAUGUGCGACCUUGCACGCUUCUUUGCAGGAAAUUCCAUUUAUUGUUACAAACAUCAUUCUAAUAGUGUGAUAAAAAGAAUUGUCUUAACUCGGAGUCAGUAAAACACUGCUCUCUUAACCUUUAGCCUUUCUUAAAUGGACUGAUCAAUACCACUUAUUAUUCGAAGGGAUGUUCACUGAAAAGCGAACAGUGCAGACCAUGCAGACCAUGGUCAGCUGAUCUUGGUCUGCUCUGGUCGCGAAGGCAAAAUCACUUGCCGCCAGCAGGCUAAAGGUUAAAACUGCUGACAUUUUUAACUAACAACAAAUCUCGAAUAUAUGUGCAUACCUAUAAAAUUGCGAGAUUUCUAUUUUGUGGAAUGAAACUAAGUUUUUGUUAUAGUUAGAAAAUAGCUGAUACAAUGUACCUAAUGUUUUAAAUGUUAUAUUCAAAACCGACUUUAAAUAAGGUACCUUGUAUUUUGCAUUUUUAUAUACACCAUUUAUUUAUGGCAAUAUUUCAUUCUUGCAACAUGCAUGCAAAUAUUUUAAUAUUCAUAUAUUGCUAUUCAUUAAAACGGGUUAGUUUUUUCUUGUGACGCGACGAUUGUCGCAUUUGGUAACGGUUUAUCUGCCUGCAAGGUUGUUUCUAGUCGCCUCGGGAAAUACUAGGGCAAGCCAUGCAAUAAGUAUUUCAAUCUAGCAGAAUUUUGAUGGAAUUAUUAAAGGUAAGCUACGGUUAAUGUAUUUAAACAUCAACAAUUCUUUAAGUCCAUCAAUUCAAA
This is a messenger RNA of Mercenaria mercenaria, 2383 nucleotides long. RefSeq lists its product as uncharacterized. Gene Ontology annotation, biological process: transmembrane transport; monoatomic anion transport. The transcript is spliced from 12 exons. The record is from RefSeq and is a predicted model, not a curated record. Bases 107 to 1552 code for a protein of 481 amino acids. NCBI's taxonomy places the organism in Eukaryota, Metazoa, Mollusca, Bivalvia, Venerida, Veneridae. Gene Ontology annotation, molecular function: transmembrane transporter activity.